UUGUCAGGUGGCGCUGUCGCUGUGGAAAGAUGCGAUCAGCGAGGAGCGGAGGCUUAGCUUUAAUUGCUCAUUUCGGCAACAGAAGCUGAGCUCUCCUCGAAGCCGAAUUCUCUGUAGUGUGUGCUGCGUUAGAGAGAGUACCCCGCACACUCACCGCAGCGUUUACCCAAAGAAAUGUCCACGUUAUAAGGAGAAGAGACAGACUUUACCCGGCGGUUUCGGUUCGAGAGCUCCAGUAUGUCCAAGCGGCGUUUGUCGGAGAGGGGGGCUGGAGAGUCAUCAGGCAGGGCCAGCAAACUGCAAUGUCCUGGGAUAUCCGGUAGUAACGCCAAGAGAGCCGGGCCCUUCAUCCUUGGGCCUCGCCUGGGCAACUCACCAGUGCCCAGCAUAGUGCAGUGUCUGGCCCGAAAAGACGGUACAGAUGACUUCUAUCAGCUCAAAAUCCUGACGCUGGAGGAGCGAGUGGAUUCUGCGGGCGAGACUCAGGAGGAGAGGCAGGGGAAGAUGCUGUUGCACACAGAGUAUUCCCUCCUGUCUCUACUGCACAACCAGGAUGGGGUCGUCCACCACCAUGGCCUCUUUCAGGACCGAGCCUAUGAAAUUGUAGAGGACAUGGAGGCCAACAAAGUGCGCAAGAUGAAGAAGCGGAUCUGCCUGGUGCUGGACUGUCUAUGUGCUCAUGACUUUAGUGACAAGACGGCAGAUCUAAUAAACCUCCAGCAUUACGUUAUAAAAGAGAAGCGGCUAAGCGAGCGCGAGGCCAUUGUCAUCUUCUACGAUGUGGUGCGUGUGGUGGAGGCCCUUCAUAAGAAAAACAUUGUGCACAGAGACCUAAAGCUGGGAAAUAUGGUGCUGAACAAACGGACUCACCGAAUCACUAUUACCAACUUCUGCCUGGGAAAACACCUGGUGAGUGAAGACGACCUGCUGAAAGACCAGAGAGGAAGCCCAGCCUACAUUAGCCCUGAUGUAUUAAGUGGUCGGCCGUACCGUGGGAAACCCAGCGACAUGUGGGCUCUUGGUGUGGUCCUCUUCACAAUGCUAUAUGGCCAGUUUCCCUUUUAUGACAGCAUACCUCAAGAGCUCUUCCGCAAAAUCAAGGCUGCAGAGUACUCCAUCCCAGAGGACGGCCGUGUGUCAGAGAACACAGUGUGCCUGAUCCGAAAGCUGCUGGUGCUGGAUCCACAGCAGAGGCUGACUGCAGGAGAGGUGCUGGAGUCGCUCAGUGCCAUCAUUGCCUCAUGGCAAUCUGUUUCAUCAUUGAGUGGCCCUCUGCAGGUGGUGCCAGAUAUUGAUGACCAGAUCAAUCACCCAGAACAUCUGCAAGAGGCCAAGGUGAUAGAAGAGUCGUCGCAGUACGAGUUUGAGAACUACAUGCGGCAGCAGCUGCUGUUGGCUGAAGAGAAGAACACUAUCCACGAGGCCAAGAGCUUUCUCACCAAGCGUCAGUUUGGCAGCAUUCCACCCGUGAGGCGUCUGGGCCACGACGCCCAGCCCGUCAGCCCGCUGGACGCUGCCAUCCUGGCACAACGUUUCCUCCGGAAGUAGUCUCCAGCCACCCCCCCCCCAUCCUAGCCGCUCUGGUCUCCUCAGGGAGUUAAGGACACCUGUGGAGUCCAGAGAGGACAGAGGAGAAGCUGAACUUGAAUAUCCCACCCCCCCUCCCCUGAACCAGGGACACAGGUGCCCAGAAUCCCAAAGGUGGGCUUUUGGGGCGAGCUAGUUGGAGCAGGUCAUGAGGAGGCCACAAGAACAAACUGCCAAACCAGAACUCGACUCCUCAUGCCUGGAUCCUCUAGUGAAACAUGGAAAGGCCUGGAGGAGGAUAUGAACCAAAGGUUCUUUGCCCUCAGGUCACCCACAAGUCAGAUCACACUGUGCAAUUAAACCUGAUGGCACAGUCUCACAAGUGGGCUAACACAAGGCUCUGCCUCAAGUGUUGAAGAGACAAUUUAAUCCCAUAUCCCUCCUCCUCCUCCUCCUCCUCCUCCUGCUCUUGCUCCACCUCCAGGGUCCCCAUACUGUAACACUUUACCCAUCAACUCUGGAUCUCCUGAGCAAUACAGGACCAGAAUCAUGUAGCAACCCAUUUCUCUUCCCAGUGGUUAAUGUUAUUGCCUCAAGUAAGAUCACCAGAUCACAACAAUCACCUCUCUAUACCUCCAUCCCACCCUCUUCUUUCCACUCCUUCCUCUCUUCUGUUUUGAUCUAGAGUCUGACUUCAGAAUCAAUCUACCUCUCUGUCUCUCUUCUCUGUUGGUAAACCAUGCUCACUGUUCUGAGACAAGGGAUUGUAACAAUGGAGUCUUGAUGCUACCAGUGAUAUAAAGCAUUAAUGUUUUCCGUCAGAGUGACGGUGCUCUGAAACCUUUUUUUUUUCUUUUUUUUUUAAACAGUGGUUUCGAAAAAAAUCUGAAUAAGCUUUUUUAUCAAAUUACCAUAAUACGUAGCAUUUUAUCCCUAACCUUGCUUUAAAGAUAUCGGAUAUCAAAGUACAAACAUUCUUUGAUCUUUACAGAAUGCAUUGUCUCCUGCUUUUGCUUUUGCCCCUGUGGAAAAUAACUAUUUUUUAGCAUCUAGGCAGCUAGUGUGAGGUACCUGGAAGUCACAAUGCCAAGAACUGAAUGAAGGGGGGGGGGAGAAACUGUCGGCUCCUCGCUGCCAAGGCAAGUUAAUGGUAACGCUUCCUCAGUGCCAUUAUAGUGAAGAUUAGGCACGGUCAUGUCUCUGUUGCCAAAAAGAAACAUGUCUUAAAAUGACUCUCAGCCAAGGAAACUGGUACCCACAGUAAUCCUCAUUCAGAAUCACAUGACUUCCAGGGAUUCCAUCUUCCCUGUUUCUCAACAUCAUCAAGACAAAUCUUUUUUUUUUUGGGGGGGUGGGGUGGGGGGGACAAGUGUUGUUCAGUAUGAAUGUGAACCAUCAUUCUACACUUUAAAAUGUCUGCAGUAUCCAUAAGUGUGUGCGUGUGUGUGUGCGUGUGCGUGUGUGUGUGUGUGAGAGAGAGAGAGUGUGUGUGUGGGGCUGUUAAACGCUGUAAGCUUCUCCACUCUUUGUGUUCCCGUCUCUGGCCUGCCUCAGCGGCAGACACUGUGAAAAACCAGAGUCGACUUAAAAUAACAAACAAACAAAAACAAAAAACAUUUUAUCGAUGAUCAUGGACGCUCUCUUAAGAUCAGGAAAUGUUGCGGAUGGGUUGCCAUUCCCGCGCUGCCUCUCCAGUUCAACUUGUACAUGUGUGUUAGGGAGAGAGCAGCUGCUGUGCUGGCAGUCCAUACUGUAAUAUUCCAUCUCUCUCUCGCUCUCUCUUAUUGAAAGUGUUUCUUCAAACCAUGGCAAAGCUACAAACCAGUGACUGUUAGGCAUCUGUACACUGCAACUUGCCUUUGUGUAUUGGUACCUGCUUCAGAUUCUCUAGAUUUCUUUCUAUUUAUAUUCAAACCGAUUGCAUGAACAUAGGCUCUGGAAUAUUUCAAAUGUUGUCAAAUCUGCUUUGUUUUUUUUUUUUGUUUCCCCUUUUUGUAAUUUUCUCGUUGAUUUAUUUAUUCACUAGUGUAGACGAACGCCCACUCACCCACCUGACCUCUAAACCACUGGUGCUUGUUUCACAGUUCGUCGUUUUGAAAACGAGGAUAUGUGUCUAUCUUGUGUUAGCGAUGCCGGUGAAACAGGCUCCACAUCUGUUCUCACAGCUUUAAGAAGUGUCGUUGGCUCUAACAUUAGCUCUAUUCUUUCACCUAAUUUAAUCUAAUCUGCAAUCCUCCCAGCCACAUUCAUGAACAAGUAGCAUCUUUUGUUUUUUUUCCUCUCUCUCGUUUGGGUUCUGGAGUCAUUUUUCUGUGGUCAAAUUAAGCUACACUAAUAAUAAGACUGACAUUUGCAUAGAUCUAUUUUUAACCGAAUGAAACUCACACGUUAUCUUGAUUCACAGGAGGUUUUUGUUUUUGUGAUGUUUUUGUUUUGUUUUCCUCCCCCCACCCCUCUUAAGACUGCACUCUGGUCAGUAUGUAAAUAAUGCUCCGUCACGACUGUGCCAGUCAUAUUGUAUGUACAGUAGUUCCACCCAGUGAGAUACCAACGCUGUUUCAACACACGCUGAUUGACGUGCGUUUAUGGGCCACGUUGGCCGUCGACCACCACAUCUGGAGGCUAAAAUAAUAUGUAAAGAGAGCUUGUCUGCUUUCUCCCACCUCAAUGUGAAUUCCAUAGGUAUACGGCAGUAUUGUAGUAGUCUAGGUCGUCCAUCGGGAGGGUGUUUUGUUUUUUUCCAUUUUAUUUUCAUGAACACUGAAGCCAUCGCUGAAUGCUAACAAAGUGAUCGUCCGUGGAAAUGUCUUAACGCCAUCAUCCAUGACAGAUUAGUAACCGGAGGUUCAGUUUGACCCCUGAUGUCGAUGUUUUUAUCUGUGCCCCCCCCCCCCCCACACACACCCACACACACACACACACCAUAAAGAAAAAGUGUUUGGUCACAUUCUAGCUAGUGAAUUGUACCACAUUCAAUGUUGGUUUUGACACGUUGUCACAUUGUCAGACUGCAAUGUGAGCUGAAAAGCAUGGAAAGUAGUGUGAGGUUCAACUGUGUAAAACACGUGACUGUUGCAUGAUUUAGAACUCGCAAGUGUGUGCGCCGGAGGUAGAAGAUGCCGAUAAUUCAACUCGUUUGGGUCCUAAAAAUAAAAACCAGUGCGAGAAUUUAUUUAUUAUACACCCCCCCCCCCCCCCCCCAACAAACCCCGAAUUUGAAUGGAAAGUCUAAAUUCUAUCAGUUUCAGAAGGAUUCUAUUUUUCUUGUCUGAUUUACAGUUAAGCCAUUGGUACAUGACCAAUAUAUUACUGACCGUUUCAACUGGAAACCUAGUGUAGGAUAAGAAAUGUGGUGUAGUUCAAACCCAGUGGGAUGAUGUGUUGUAAGCUGCUUGGUCAGUCAUGGGCGUCUAGAUACAGAAAACUGCAUAAUUGUACAGAUGAAAACAUGUUUGUAUAAAAAGCAUAUUUUUCUACUUCAUCAGAUCUCUACAUGCAUGUCAGCAAUAAACUUUGAUAUGGAAACAUU
Molecule: messenger RNA, 5056 nt
Organism: Solea solea (common sole)
Lineage: Eukaryota; Metazoa; Chordata; Actinopteri; Pleuronectiformes; Soleidae
Gene: stk40
Product: serine/threonine kinase 40
Exons: 11
Coding region: 238-1548 (436 amino acids)
Biological process (GO): protein phosphorylation
Molecular function (GO): protein kinase activity; ATP binding
Source: RefSeq, a predicted model, not a curated record